AUGGAAGGCUUUGGUGGACCCGAUCGAGUAGAGAACGCAAUGUGUGACGAUGACUCUGAGCAGGAGCCUGUUGAUAUCGCAGGGGACAGUGACGAUGACACAGGUGCAAAUCCACAUACGCAGCAUAUGCCUUCAAGUUCUGCCUCUCAACAGUACCCUCCACACUUCUCGACACUAAACUUGGAUGCUCUGGCUCAACAGGAGGACGGAGAUCGGGCAAUCAUCAAAAAGGAAGAAGCUGUGCUGAGUGUGAAGGACUAUAGCAUCCGGCGAGGUGUUGAGUACAGAGUCAUUGAAUCAGAUCAUCUGAAGUAUCAUGGAAAAUGCAAGGAAUUCGAGAAGGGUUGUAGUUGGUUGAUUCGAGUAGCCCUGCGUGCACGCAAGGGCACUUGGGAGGUUAGGAGGUACAACGGGCCACACACAUGCUUGGCAACGUCUAUUUCGAGUGAUCACCGCCAGCUGGAUUACCACGUUAUCUGUGCGAGGAUUCUUCCGUUGGUUAGGGCAGACGCUGCGGUUACGGUAAAGGUUUUGCAAGCUACAGAAGCUGAUUACGGGUUCCGGCCUAGCUACAGGAAGGUCUGGAUGGCCAAGCAGAAGGCAGUGGCACAAUAUGGCGAUUGGGAAGAGUCGUACGCGGACCUGCCACGUUGGAUGUUAGGGGUCCAGUCAACAAUGCCUGGAACAAUCACGGUGUUGAAGACCUCUCCCGUUCGGCUUCGUGGUGAGAUUGACGAGUCGACGGUGUACUUUCACCGACUUUUCUGGACAUUUCCACCGUGCAUUGAGGCAUUCCGUCAUUGCAAGCCCCUUGUCAGUAUUGAUGGUACCCACCUGUAUGGUAAGUAUGGAGGAACGUUGCUGUUGGCAAUAGCGCAGGAUGGGAACUCGAACAUCCUGCCGAUUGCAUUUGCCCUUGUGGAGGGUGAGAAUGCAGAGUCGUGGUCAUUCUUCUUGUCCAACCUACGAGAGCAUGUAACUCCUCAAGAGGGUAUCCUUGUUAUCUCCGACAGGCAUAAUGGAAUCAAGGCAGCGCUUGAGGCACCGGAGAACGGCUGGCUCCCUCCCCGUGCUUUCCGAGCGUACUGA
This is a messenger RNA of Arachis stenosperma, 1089 nucleotides long. RefSeq lists its product as uncharacterized. The record is from RefSeq and is a predicted model, not a curated record. The coding region runs from base 1 to 1089 and encodes 362 amino acids. Lineage: Eukaryota; Viridiplantae; Streptophyta; Magnoliopsida; Fabales; Fabaceae. The transcript has 2 exons.